Molecule: messenger RNA, 1801 nt
Organism: Xenopus tropicalis (tropical clawed frog)
Lineage: Eukaryota; Metazoa; Chordata; Amphibia; Anura; Pipidae
Gene: ccdc160
Product: coiled-coil domain containing 160
Exons: 2
Coding region: 395-1333 (312 amino acids)
Source: RefSeq, a predicted model, not a curated record
GCCUAUAUAAACUUGCUUCCUUGUGUUACAACCUCUCAUGCGUUUCAUUUGGAGUUGGAUAGAUGCAAAGAGAGAUCCCAUGGGGAAGUCUUGUCCCUGAGGGGACGUCACGUGACUGUAACUUAGUUUCGCUUUGGCCCCGGAUCACGUAGCAUAGCGUUAGUGACUGCCUGAUCUAAAUGGAAGCAGUUGGGCAGGGCUGUUCUUACAUUUGUGUUUUCAUGUAGCGUCUCGUUUAUUUUUCCUCAGCUGUCCUCGCUCUUUUAUUGUACUUUGUACUUCUAGUAUAAGCCAAUCAGUCAAAAAAACCUUUUAAAUCUGUCUAAUAUAUGAAGGGCAAUAUGUGGCCCAUGGACCUCCAGUUCAGAAGCACUAGCAUAAAAUAAUUUCAAUAAUGGAAAACAAUAAACAUUGGAUUGAAAAGUUAUUUCCUCCGCAUUUUACUGUGCAAGAUUUCUUUAGCCAGAGUUUUGAACCAGAGCAACUAAUAUCAGAAAAAAUAUCUAAAGAAAAAGUGAAAAAUGUUGAAAAAAUGUACCACAAUGCGGCUGAAAGAUGUUUGGAAGCUGGCAAAUGGAAAAGAAAAGAGGAGUUGUCUAAUAUAUUUAGCUAUGACCCUAAUAUACCAGAUGAUCAAAAAGAAAAGGAACCACCAGUAGGAAACCUGCAUGAUAAUGUGACUUGUCCUAUUGCUGCUCAUGUGGACGAUCAGUGUAUUUGGAGAGAAAAUGAAUUAAAAGUGUUAAGACACGAGAUGCAACAGAGGUACAGCGAAGGUGCCAAAUUUAAGAAUCAGCUGGAUGCUUGUAAACUUGAGCUAUCUGAGUUGAAAGCUAAGCACAAGAACACUGAGCAAGAGCUUGGCAAAGCGAAAGAAGCACUUACAUUAUCAAAAACACAUAUCAGAAAUAAAGGCAUCCUUGUAAAACAGCUGCAAAAGGAUAAACUGCAAAAAGACUCAGAAAUUCAGUCUUUGAAAAAAGAUCUUCAUGAAAAAUCUGUGAUGAUAAACAGUCUUAAUAAGAAUUUGUGUAUAGCUGGAGAAGAAAUUCAGGAGUUAAAGCUAAAGAGUAAAGAUUUAGAGCAAGAGUUAAUAACUGUAAAGCAACAACAAGGAGUUAAAGAAGGCACAUUAAUUGAAAAUCUAAAACGGAAUUACAUUUUAGAGAAAAACAAGUUGCUUAGAGAAAUUGAGAAUCUUAAAGAAGAAGAACGAAAGAGAGAAAAAACACAUUCCCUGAACCUUGCAGCCUUGGACUUACUUAGGAAACAUUUCUCUUCACAAUCAAUAAAUACCAGUACUGAAGUUAUUCAGUUGAAAAUUGUACAUUAGACAUUGCUGUGCAAUCAAAAAAUAUACAUUGAAUGCAUAGAUAAAAUUCAAGAUGAUUUUUGAAGAAUAACAUCUGUAAAUCUAUUGCUGAAAGUUUUCCAGUGUUAGACUGUAGAAUGUUAGACUAGGGAUGCACCAAAUCCCAGAUUUGGUUUGGAAUUCAGUCAAAUAUGUGCCUGGCUAAACUGAAUUGAAACCCUUACAUUGACUGUAGACUGGGGACAUUGAAAAAUGCGAGUAUUUUGCAUUUGCUGAUUUCUUUUUUUAACUAAUUUGCAUACGCAGAUAAGGGUUCAGAUUCGGUUCAGUGACCUCUUUUUGAAAGCAGCAGAAGAGGAAGGCAACUAAUCCAGAAAUAAACAAGGCCCAGUUGCAAAGCAGACAUUCCAUAACAUACCAAGAGUUAACUUAAAGGUGAACAACCCCUUUACUAAUGAAUUAAUAAAUGUUUAAAAACCUUUGAAUCUA